Salvia hispanica is the source of this 3092-nucleotide messenger RNA. Its product is annotated as eukaryotic translation initiation factor 3 subunit C-like. Gene Ontology annotation, cellular component: eukaryotic translation initiation factor 3 complex. Lineage: Eukaryota; Viridiplantae; Streptophyta; Magnoliopsida; Lamiales; Lamiaceae. Gene Ontology annotation, biological process: translational initiation. The record is from RefSeq and is a predicted model, not a curated record. Gene Ontology annotation, molecular function: RNA binding; translation initiation factor binding; translation initiation factor activity.
UUAAAGAAAGCGCAGACGAUUAGGGUUCCAUACCCCAUCUCUUCGCAGCGAUUUCAAUCUCCCCUUAUUCGAUCGUUAUUUAAGGAGUUUCUGAGUCGUUUGCUGUUGGAUUGAGACAAUGGCGUCGAGAUUUUGGACUCAGGGUGAUAGUGACACUGAGGAGGAGGAGAGUGACUACGAUGAGCAGGAAGACAAUGUCGCUGUGGAAACAACCACAGCGACAGCUGCUAGCAGAUAUUACUCUGGCAAUGCUAGUGAUAGUGAUGAUUCUGAUGGGCAAAAGCGUGUUGUUCGCCGUGUCAAAGACAAGAGGUUUGAUGAGUUGUCUGCUACUGUUGAUCAGAUGAAAAAUGCCAUGAAAAUUAAUGACUGGGUGAGUCUCCAAGAAAGCUUUGAGAAGAUUAAUAAGCAAUUGGGCAAGGUCAUGAGGGUGACUGAGUCCGAUAAGCCACCAAAUCUGUACAUUAAGGCUCUCGUGAUGCUGGAGGACUUCUUGAACCAGGCCUUGGCCAAUAAGGAGGCGAAGAAGAAAAUGAGUAGUAGUAAUGCCAAGGCCUUGAAUUCAAUGAAGCAGAAGUUGAAGAAGAACAAUAAGCUCUAUGAGGAUAUGAUCACUCAGUGUAGGGAGAAGCCUGAACUUUUUGAAGAAAAAGUUGAUGAGCAAGAAUCCGAGGAUCCGGAAAGUGACACUGCUACGGAUCCGGAAAGUCUGGAAUCAGAGGAGAGUGACGAUGAAGAGGAAACUGGAAAUGAUGCAGAGACUGGUUCUGGAUGGGAGAAGAUGUUGAGCAAGAAAGAUAAAAUGAUGGAUAAGCAGUUCAAAGAUCCUAGCCAAAUUACUUGGGACACAGUGAACAAGAAGUUUAAGGAGAUUGUUGCUGCCAGGGGUAAGAAGGGUACUGGGAAAAUGGAGUUAGUUGAGCAGCUCACUUUCUUGACUAGGGUUGCCAAGACCCCUGCUCAGAAGCUUGAGAUAUUAUUCAGUGUUGUCUCUGCACAGUUUGAUGUCAAUCCUAGUCUGAGUGGUCACAUGCCCAUCAAUGUGUGGAAACAGUGUGUGCAGAAUAUGCUUGCAAUACUGGAUAUUUUAACGCAGUACUCUAACAUUGUGGUAGAUGAUAUGGUAGAACCUGAUGAGAACGAAACCCAAAAGGGAGCUGACUUCAGUGGUACAAUAAGGAUCUGGGGUAAUUUGGUAGCUUUCCUGGAAAAGGUGGACGUUGAAUACUUUAAGAGCCUUCAGGUUAUCGAUCCACACACACGUGAGUAUGUUGAGAGACUCAAGGAUGAGCCUGUGUUUUUAGUCUUAGCUCAAAAUGUGCAGGAGUAUUUGGAAAAGGUUGGGGAUACCAAGGGUGCAUCAAAGGUGGCUCUUAAACGAGUUGAGCUUGUUUAUUAUAAACCUCAGGAGGUUUAUGAUGCUAUGAGGAAAUUGGCUGAGCUGGACAGUGGAGAAGCCGAGUCCGGAGAUGAAAAAGUUCAGGAAAUUAGGGGACCGACAGCUUUUGUUGCAACUCCUGAGCUGGUUCCUCGUAAGCCUACUUUUCCGGAGAAUAGCCGUGCCCUGAUAGACAUACUUGUUUCACUUAUUUACAAGUAUGGUGAAGAACGGACCAAGGCACGUGCUAUGCUCUGUGAUAUAUAUCAUCACGCCAUAUUCGAUGAAUUCUCAACAUCGCGUGACUUGAUGCUUAUGAGUCACCUUCAAGAUAAUGUCCAGCACAUGGAUAUAUCCACACAAAUACUUUUCAACAGAGCCAUGUCACAGCUUGGUUUAUGUGCCUUCAGGGCGGGUCUUGUUCUUGAGGCCCACAGUUGCCUCUCAGAACUGUAUUCUGCUGGCAGGGUGAAGGAAUUGUUAGCACAGGGGGUUUCUCAGAGCAGAUAUCACGAGAAGACUCCGGAGCAGGAGCGGCUGGAGAGAAGGCGCCAGAUGCCUUACCACAUGCAUAUAAAUCUCGAGUUUCUUGAAGCUGUACAUCUGAUUUGUGCAAUGUUACUGGAGGUCCCCAACAUGGCAGCCAAUGUGCAUGAUGCCAAACGUAAGGUCAUAAGCAAGAAUUUCAGGAGGUUACUUGAGAUGAGUGAGCGACAAACCUUCACGGGCCCGCCUGAAAAUGUCAGGGACCAUGUAAUGGCUGCUACUCGGGCUCUCAGGCAAGGAGAUUUUGACAAGGCAUUUACUGUAAUCAAAUCCCUCGACGUGUGGAGAUUGCUGCGCAACAAAGAUUCGGUUCUUGAGAUGCUCAAGGCUAAGAUCAAGGAAGAGGCGCUGAGGACCUACCUCUUCACAUACUCCUCGGCUUAUGAUUCCCUAAGUCUGGACCACUUGUCUAAGAUGUUUGAUCUUUCGGAUGCAGAGACGCGUAGCAUUGUUAGCAAGAUGAUGAUCAAUGAGGAGCUACACGCCAGUUGGGACCAGCCAACAGGGUGCAUUGUCUUCCAUGAUGUCGAGCACACUAGAUUGCAAGCUCUUGCUUUCCACUUGACAGAGAAGCUUACUGUGCUUGCAGAAACUAAUGAGAGGGCCAUGGAGGCCCGCUUUGGUGGUGGCGGGAUGGAGGGUCUUCCUCUUAGGAGGAAAGAUGGUCAAGAUUAUGCUGGAGCAGCAGCUUCCGGCGGUGGCGGUGGUAGGUGGCAAGAGUUUUCAUUUAAUCAGAACCGGCAAGGGAGCAGUGGAGGCAGAGGAGGCUAUACUAUUAGUGGUAGGGCAUCGGCUCCAGGGCUCGCUAGCAGUGGUUUCUCUCGGGAUCGGCAAGCUCGUUUGGGUCGGGCUUACCACACAGGCUCUGGUGCUAGGGGUGGCCAGUCUGAUGGCUCAGCAAGAAUGGUUAAUCUGAACAGAGGGGUUCGAACUUAGGUUUAGUGUAGCCGAUUUCCAUCUCUCAUAAUUUAAAUUUUGGUCCUUUUUUCUCGAUAAAUCGACAACUGUUUUACAGUGCCUUGCACUAUUUGCUGUCUUGUUCUUGCUCAUAUCAAAUUUUGCUAUCUAAUUGUUUAAGGAUACGUGUCUUUGUAAUAGAUGCUGUUGAACUUGCUACUUUGGCUUAUGUUUUACCGAGUAAGUUUAUAUGAUUACAACUUUUUAUUAA